AGAUCUUGUGGCGCUUCAGGCACACUGAGGUGCCAUGAGACCAGCAGUACGGUGUAAUAAACCGUAAAGAGAAACACAUAUAACGCGUUAUGAGCGGUGCUGUGAGUGUGUGUGAGGCUGAACCCGGCAUCCUGAGGUGAAACAACAACAACGUCUUGUUCAGGGUGCAGAGGUGUGAGAAAGCGAUGUUGCUCUCUCUCGUCCCGUGCCUGCUUUGUCUUUCGUCUCUGUCGACCUUCCUUUCUGCACAGGAGAUCAAAACCACAAGAUGGCCGCUUUACUCCCAGAAGCCUCUCUUGCUGGUGUGGAACGCACCGACGGAGGACUGCACCCCGCGGCACAAAAUCAGUUUGCCUUUCAAUCUCUUCCAGAUUGUGGCCUACCCCACCGAAGGCUUUGUGCGCCAAAACCUCACCAUCUUUUACAAAGAGCGUUUAGGUCUCUACCCUUAUUACAAACCUGACGGCACCCCUGUGAACGGCGGCCUGCCGCAGCUCGCCAGCCUCACGCAGCAUUUAGACACAAUUCCCAAAGAACUCAAGAAAUACAUCAACGAGACCAUGGCGAAAGGGCUGGCCGUGUUCGACUGGGAGGAAUGGAGGCCGCUCUGGAUCCGCAACUGGGAUGGCAAAAAUAUUUACCGGGAAAAAUCCAAGCAGCUCAUAAAGGAUAAGAAUCCCAGCUGGACGUCCGAACAGGUGAACAGAGUCGCUCAGCAGGAUUUUGAGUUCUCGGCAAAAACUUUCAUGCUGGAGACAUUGCGCGCAGUCAAAAGCCACCGCCCCCAGCAGCUCUGGGGUUUUUACCUCUUCCCUGACUGCUAUAAUCACAACUACCUCAGCAGCAAGAACUACACCGGUCGCUGUCCAGAAUUGGAGGUGAAACGCAACGACCAGCUGAAGUGGCUGUGGACCGAGAGCACAGCACUCUUCCCAUCAAUAUACUUGGGCCGCACGCUGAAGGACCAAACCAUUGGCCGGCAGUUCGUCAGGAACCGCGUCAGAGAGGGCAUGAGACUGGCGUCUACUGGGAACGGAACUGCGCGGCCCGUCUUCGUCUACACGCGACCCACGUACAACAACGAGCUCGGGCUGCUAACUGAGAUGGAUCUGAUCUCCACUAUAGGUGAAAGUGUGUCCCUGGGAGCCGCCGGUGUGAUCCUGUGGGGUGACUCUUCCUACGCCGGCAGUAGUGCGAGCUGCUCCAGUCUGAGUGAGUACCUCCGCUCCGGCGCCCUCGGCCGCUACCUGCUUAACGUCUCUUCUGCGGCCGAGCAGUGCAGCGCGCAGCUGUGCGGAUGGCGAGGACGCUGCCUGCGCAGACUCCCCGACACGGACACCUACCUGCACCUGAGCACUCGCACACACGCGCUGGAGCUACGCGACGGUCGGCUCACCGUGCAAGGAAAAAUGGACCAGGACGAGCUGGCGGGGCUAAACAAAGACUUCCAGUGUCAGUGCUACACCGGCUACACGGGUGACAAGUGCUCACAGAGAUCGUCCGGAAACAGAGCAGGUCUCAGCCUGCAGGGGGCGCUGGUGCUAAUGCUGACACUUACAGUGACCAAAAACAGCCUGCUGUGCUAAUGCUAACACGGGAAAUGAGGAAGGAGGUGGACAGGAGAAAAAUAGAGAAGCUUCUUUCUCUUCUGCUUUCCAGCGAGCAUUUAGUUUAGUGCCACCCCCUGCUGCACAGUGCCACGUACUACACCAGGACACGAUGAAAGGCGAAACAGCUGCAUUCAGGGAUCCUGAGCCCAAAAACCCUUGUUUCCGCCGGUCAGGGUGAAGCUUUCAAUAUCUACACACAGCACAGAGACUCGACAGAGACCUUUAUCGUUGUUACGACAGAUACGGUAGCUGAUCAGAGAAAGGAGCCUGGAGCGCGUAGUUUAACGCUCAUUUUACGGCACGUCACGUUCGUUUUAAAAGUCCCAGUAAAAACCUCCUUCAGAAUAUUCAUUUAAACUUUUAGCUCCGAGUUCCUCCGGUGAUGUUUUUGUAAAGUUUCCGUUUCAGCGGCAGUCUGAUAGUAGAACCGAUUGUGUUUAACGCCAAGACGUCGUGGGCCAGUCGGAGAGCCGAGGAGUCGCGUCAGGAGACGGCAGAAGGAACACGGUUGAGAUUAGACCCGAAGGUUCACCGCUGAUAAUCAAGUGUUCUUUUGUUAGGAAAUUAGAACAUUCGAUGACGUCGGCGGUUUAAGUUGAAGUUGAAGCGUCUCCGACCGGACGACACUUUUUUUUUAAUAAACGAAUCACUUAUUAUUAAAUUCAGUCCAACUUUAUUUGUUUAGCGGUUUUUAACAGUGAAUAUUUUCUCAAAGGAAAUAUAAAAAUGACAAAGUUGAAAAAUUUAAUUUGUUUAUUCCCAAUGAGCAAGCCAGAGGCGAGUGACGAGGAAGAAACCUAGAGAGGAUCCUCAUCCUCAGAUUAUAAAUAAUGUUCUUUCUACAGCUGUGUAUAAUCAGGUGCAGUUGUGUAGCCCCGCAACCACCCCCCACCCACACACCGUCUCAGAAGCUUCCCGUCCUCCGUCGAGGAACGCCACGUAUCCGUCCCUGCAACACGUGUGUGUAUCGUCUCUGUAUCACGACGACUUUCUGCACUUUUUUCAGCUUUAACCUGCUGGAUGUUUUCUCACAUAACUGUGUCAGUGGUGUUGAGGAUUUAACAGGUAAAUAACGUACAGUGUGUUUUAAACAAAGACUGCAGGAAACUACACACCUUAAUAUUCAGCCUGCGUCUGAUCAGAGGUGGGAUCACUGCUGGGUGACGUCACACCUUUUCACACCGUCGUGUUUCAUCAUGUACCAAAAGCACAAAGCCGGAGACCUCGUCCACUUCGUUCGCCUUCGUUGUGUGGCACAGACUGGAAGAGAUUUAAGUGCCAUUUGUUUUUAGAGAUUUGUGUGUGUGUGUGUGUGUGUGUGUGUGUGUGUGUGUGUGUGUGUGUGUGUAUUUA
Molecule: messenger RNA, 2963 nt
Organism: Tachysurus fulvidraco (yellow catfish)
Lineage: Eukaryota; Metazoa; Chordata; Actinopteri; Siluriformes; Bagridae
Gene: hyal2b
Product: hyaluronidase 2b
Exons: 4
Coding region: 186-1586 (466 amino acids)
Biological process (GO): carbohydrate metabolic process; hyaluronan catabolic process
Molecular function (GO): hyaluronoglucuronidase activity; hyalurononglucosaminidase activity
Source: RefSeq, a predicted model, not a curated record